Messenger RNA from Armigeres subalbatus, 3384 nucleotides. It is a transcript of the gene Rab23, whose product is annotated as ras-related protein Rab-23. Bases 1360 to 2031 code for a protein of 223 amino acids. The transcript is spliced from 2 exons. The record is from RefSeq and is a predicted model, not a curated record. Gene Ontology annotation, molecular function: GTP binding; GTPase activity. Gene Ontology annotation, biological process: vesicle-mediated transport. NCBI's taxonomy places the organism in Eukaryota, Metazoa, Arthropoda, Insecta, Diptera, Culicidae.
UCCAACAUAAAGAAGGAUAGCGAGCGCAUCAGUAGAAUGGAUCCAUAAAUUUAUUCAUGCCCGCCAGAUCCCUCGGGGAAAAUCACAGCCAUGUGACAUCAAGAUAUGAAACGCCAUUCCGUCGUUUGACGCAUGCAUGCCAAAUAAGCUUUCAUUCUGGUGUCUGUCCCGGACCCCCAACCCAACCUUUCUGGCGGCUGUAUUAUCGCAUCCAUCACACAACAACAACAACAAUCGAUCGAACGCGCAUUUCUUCGUGACUCUAAGGCAUGGCGAUGAACUAUAGUCACUUGACUGCUGUAGUGUGGCGGAUAGAACGACCUUACCAGCAGGCAUUGUAACCAGUACUGUUAUUCAUGUUCUAUUAUUAUCUAGUGCUUUUGAAAAUAAAAAUACAAUCUGGCCUAUUUUUUAAUCGAUCAAAGCUAUCAAUUUCUGCUAAGCUUGAUUUGAAUCUCCUGCUCCUCAAAAUUUUCAUUUGCUAUGUGACUUUAUUCUCGAUAAAACCAAAAAAUGAAAUUCGUUUUCAUCGUUCUAUCCGCCAGACUAACGUGAAGUGGCACGUAGUUCGCUUGUCAUGGUUUGUUGCUAUACAGUCAUUAUUCACUUUCUCCUCAGCACACCGGUACACACCACGCUACUCCCGGUAUUAUUAAAGCGCAAUAAUUGUGCGGCAUGUUCUUACAUUUUUUGCGACCAUCCAUACCGCAUCAUAUGGCGGGCCGCAGAUUUAAGCGUGACCGUUAUCGUAGGUAUUUUUUGCUAUGAUGUUCGCAAAUAUAAAAAAAAAAUCAUGCAAAACAAAGCUGCUUCGCGGUAUACAUGCCUUAGUUAUGAAAUCGAUAAUCGACCGCCGUCGUUAUUGUCGGCACUGCAUAAAUACAAACGGCUAAUGUGGCCCAAGUCUAGUACUGACUUAGAACCAAGAACAAACGUACCCAAGUCCCGGCACUGUCCCUUGGGGUUGCGAUGAUAUGACAGACACUGAAACGCAAUGCUAGGAUAGUACAUAGGGACACUAGAACUUGAGCCCCAUUGGUAAGACUGUUCAAAAUUGUUUGCUGCCAGCGUACGAGGCAGACGGCAGGUCGGCGUUCCGGCGAAAUAUGGGUAACGCGUGACGAUAUCCCAGGGGGCGACAUCGCGUGACAUGCAGAGUGGACGAAUCACGACCAUGACUAGAGAGAUUUCCACGCGUAGAUUUAGAGAAUUUGAAUUGCUCACGAACAAUGGCCCACCGCGGCUAGGUGAUUAAGAGUUUCAAACGCGAACGAUGGUUAAUGACCUGGUAGAAUAGUUUGCAGUAACGGUUUGGUUACGAGAUUUAGAGUGAGGGUGGAACAUUAGAUAGCAUUCAUCAUGCUGGAAGAAGAGUUAGAGAUUGCGCUGAAGGUGAUUGUGGUCGGCAACGGAGGCGUCGGCAAGACUUCAAUGGUGCAACGGUACUGCAAGGGUAUCUACACUAAGGAUUACAAGAAAACGAUAGGCGUGGAUUUUCUGGAACGACAGAUCGAGCUCGAUGGUGAAGAUAUUCGUAUCAUGUUGUGGGAUACGGCCGGGCAGGAGGAGUUCGAUGCAAUUACGAAAGCUUAUUACCGAGGGGCGCAGGCGUGCGUGCUGACUUUUAGCACAACAGAUAGGGCCUCCUUCGAGGCGAUCCGCGAAUGGAAAGUGAAGGUGGAAAACGAGUGCAGUGAAAUUCCGACCGUGCUAGUCCAGAACAAAAUUGACCUCAUGGAUAAGGCCGUGGUGUCGUUUGACGAGGCCGAGGCGUUGGCGCAGUCACUUGGCUGCCGGCUGAUACGGACCUCGGUGAAGGAAGACGUCAACGUGGCCAGUGUGUUCCGCUAUCUGGCCAACAAGUGCCACCAGCAGAUGAAGCAGCAGUACAGUGCCGCGACACCGAUCACGCAGCCAACGAUCAGUGCAUUUAGUCCCACUUUCCAGUCGAAAGCCACCAACAACACCAUCCAACUAACAAGGCCAUCCGUUAAACGAAAACCACUGCAGAAGAGGUGUGGAAUUUUUUAAACCGUACCGGGAGAUUCCAUAGCCGCACAUAGUAAGAAGUAUGUAGAAACGAUGAUGAUAAUGAUAGCAAUUGUUUAUUUAUCUGCGAGCUAAUUUUCUUCGGUCUGCCAGCUUUUCUCAGGCACGGUGACACUGGUUGUGCUCUCUUGUUAAUAAUUGUUAAAUUGCACGUCGGAAAUAAGUGGAGAGAUUGUUAGUAAUGUGUAGGUAUUUUCAUGUACUUAUAUUAUGUUUUAAUUGUAGGAACCGAAGCUGGAGACAGAGGUAGUUAGGGUUUAUAUGAAAUUUGUGCCGCUCAAACGAAUCUUAACAAAGACGUAGAUAUGUAAGAUUGAUUGGAUAAAAGAAGAAUGUUAGUGUUAGGAUAAUAUCUGUGAGAGAUGCGGUCAUUUCGAGAGUUUGUGAGUUGUGUUAUGUGAUUAUGUUUAGAGGUGGAAAAUCAAUCAUGAUUUUUCAAAUAAGCUUAAUUAAUGGACCAUUUAAAGGUUUGCUCAAACAUUAUAAAUUUUCCCAUAUGCUUUCUUGGAUCAUUCGCACUAGUUGUCACUUAUAUCUAAUUAUGAUUAUGUGAAAGAGUUUUCAAGAUAGCUACUUAAAAAUCUAGGAACCACUUGUAGGGAGCAUAAGAUUGAGUAAUUUCAGCAAAAUUAAUGUUUAUAUGCUUGCUCGCAUACUACUUCUCAAUGACGAAUCCGAUUUACAUCAAAAGGUGCAUUAAUUAUGUUUAUGAAUGAGUUUGAGUAAGCUAUUUUCUGCGUCUUUUUCAAAUUUUUCGUUUUUUUAACCUUUGAUCGUGGUAAAGCUCGUUGCGUAAAACCAAAGGUUUGAAGUAAAAAUAAACUGUGUCCGUUUUGAUUUUUUAUAAACAUGAUGGUUACUAGUGCCGCAACAAUUUAUCAAAUUAACUUUAAAUAACGAAUAUUGUGGCAUUUACCACAAAUGAAAGCAGUGACUUCUUCUUGCUAUUUAGGACUGCUAGUGGAAAGGAAUACAGUGUUGACCCGAUUUAGUCACUCCCCGAUUUGGAUUACAUUGUUAUCUGGCGUUCUGAUAUAAUUGAAAAAAUCGUUGAAAUACUUUUUCGGAUGUUGUAGGCCGUCCAAACUCAGCGAGCUUGGUAGUCAUAUGGCUACUGCUUCUGCCUCAUACGCAGGAGGUCGUGGGUUCAAUCCCAGGUCCGUUCCAUUCUCCUACUUUGUAUCUUUCUCUUUAUUUCUCAUGUUCUAGCAAUCGCUAGAACUGGAAAUGGACUUCCAUACCGUUUCCAUUACUAUUCCUAUACCUUCAACUUGAGUAUUCUAACAGUAAUCUGCUAGAAUUGGAAAUGAACUAUAGAGCUCGUUUCCUACAUCC